GACAAAAUAUGUUCAUGAAGUGUACAAAAGGUUUAACCAUUACAGCACUUGUUCAAUUCGUUCUUCUUAUCCGGUGCUGCAAUUCGAUAGAUAGCAUAACAACUGAUCAAGCCAUCAGAGAUGGUGAAGUUCUAGUCUCUAAUGGAGAAGUGUUUGAGCUUGGGUUCUUCAGACCCGGAAAGUCCACCAACCACUAUGUUGGGAUUUGGUACAAGAAAGAUGUAGAAAAAACAGUUGUAUGGGUUGCAAACAGAGACAAUCCUAUCAAUGACACCUCAGGGGUCCUAUCAAUUGGUGCACACGGAAACCUCAUCCUCUACGCCAGAAACCAAACCAAUAUUCCUGUCUGGUCCACCAAAUCCAAUGUUUCAAUCUCAUCAUCAUCCACACCUGAUCCUAAAUACAAAGCUCAGCUCUUAGAUACUGGAAACCUUGUUUUGGUUGAACAAGACAGCCAAAAGGUAACAUGGCAAAGCUUUGACUACCCCACGGAUACAAUCCUUCCGCAUAUGAAACUUGGCCUUGACAAGCGAACAGGAUUCAGCUGGUUCCUGACCUCCUGGAAAUCCGAGGAUGACCCGGGAACGGGGAAUUACACCUAUGCGAUUGACCCAAAUGGAGCUCCUCAGAUUAUCUUCUACAAUGGUAAUGUUCGAUACUGGAGGACUGGUAAUUGGAAUGGGAUUAGGUGGUGGUGGGGUGACAUACCGGUAGUGCUAGAUACUAAUAUCUUCAAUGCCAGCUAUGUGAACAAUCAAGAUGAGAUCAUCGUUACUUGGGGUGUCCUCAACUCAUCCAUCUCCACAAGAAUCGUGGCAGCCCAUUUGGGAUCGAUCGAACAAUUUAACUGGUAUGAACAAGACCUCAGAUGGAAUAAUAUCUGGUCUGGCCCCAGGGACAGAUGUGACAUUUAUGGCAGGUGUGGAGCGUUCGGUUACUGUGACUCGGAGAGUCUACGUGUGUUUGAGUGCAAAUGCCUACCAGGUUUCCAACCCAAGUUGCCAGAUGAAUGGAACAUGAGAAACGCAUCGAGUGGCUGCGUGAGGAAGCUCGAGGCAUGCAGGAACGGGGAAGGUUUCGUCAAGUUAGAAAAGGUGAAGAUUCCUGAUACAUCGUGGGCACGGAUAGAUAGGAAUUUGAGUUGGAAAGCAUGUGAGCAGCAAUGCUUGAGGAACUGCUCUUGCUCGGCAUACGCCAUCAACAGCAAUGCAAAUAUGAUAGGGUGCAUGGCAUGGUAUGGGAAUUUAGUAGAUACAAGGGAUUCUGCAGAUGGGGGUCAAGACUUGUACAUACGUGUGGAUGCAGUUGAGUUAGAUGAAUACACAAAGAAGUCCAAGGGGUUUCUUGCCAAAAAAGGGAUGGUGCCGAUUUUGGUAGUGUCUAUUGCUAUGGUAUUCUUCUUCAUUUGCUUUGGAUGUUGGUUUGCAAAGAGGAAGAGAAAAGAAUAUCCGAGGGAAAUGAAGAAUGAUGAUAGUAGAAGAACACAUCAAGACCUGACAAUUUUUGACCUAGAGAGCAUAGUUGCUGCUACAAACAAUUUCUCUACUGCUAACAAGCUUGGCGAAGGUGGAUUUGGCCCUGUCUACAAGGGUCUUUUAGCUAAUGGACAAGAGGUGGCUGUGAAAAGACUAUCAAAGAAUUCAGGGCAAGGUUUAGAACAAUUUAAGAAUGAGGUUAUGUUGACAGCAAAACUUCAGCACAGGAACCUGGUGAGGAUCUUUGGUUGCUGCGUUGAUGCCGGAGAAAAGAUGUUGAUAUAUGAAUGUUUGGCUAACAAAAGCUUAGACUUCUUCAUAUUUGAUAAAAGCAGAAGCUCAUUGUUGGACUGGAAAAAGCGUUUUGAGAUUAUAUUGGGAAUAGCUCGAGGGGUCUUAUAUCUACAUCAAGACUCAAGACUAAAAAUUAUCCACAGGGAUUUAAAAGCUAGCAAUGUCCUCUUGGAUUCUACAAUGAACCCAAAGAUCUCAGAUUUUGGAAUGGCUAAAAUGUUUGGGGAAGACCAAAUCCAAGCAAAUACAAACAGAGUGGUUGGAACAUAUGGCUACAUGUCACCAGAAUAUGCAAUGGAAGGGCGGUAUUCAGAAAAAUCUGAUGUUUUCAGCUUCGGCGUUUUACUGCUAGAGAUCAUCAGUGGGAAAAGGAACACUAGUUAUGAUCCCUCCCCAAAUUUGAUUGGACAAAUUUGGGAUAUGUGGAGAGAGGAGCAAGCAUUAGCUAUGGUUGAUCCAUCUUUGGGGGAGUCAUAUCCUGCUCAUGAAGUUUCAAGAUGCAUCCAGAUUGGGCUACUUUGCGUGCAAGAAAGUGCAUCAGAUAGGCCAACCAUGUCGGAAGUUAUUUUCAUGUUGGGUAAUGAAACAACUCUUCCCCAUCCCAAGAAACCUGCAUUUAUAUUACAAUCAUCCAGCAAACUAAACUCAGCAGCAUCAAAAGGAUCAACUACUUCUCUAAAUGAUGUAACGAUAACGGUGCUCAAAGCACGCUAAUGACAUAUAUGUUGUGCAUCAUAUUCAUUUUUUUCUUGUCUUACAGUUAAGUCUUAUGUAUUGCCAUUUGUUAUCAAACUUAAGACAAUAUUUUGUAAUUCACUUGUUCUAUUCGUUCUUCUUAUCCGAUGCUGUAAUUCGAUAGAUAGCAUAACAACUGAUCAAGCCAUUAGAGAUGGUGAAGUUCUAGUCUCUAAUGGAGAAGUGUUUGAGCUUGGUUUCUUCAGCCCUGGAAAAUCCACCAACCGCUAUGUUGGAAUCUGGUACAAGAGAGAUAAAGAAAAAACAGUUGUAUGGGUUGCAAACAGAGACGAUCCUAUCAAUGAAACCUCAGGGGUCCUGUCAAUUGGUGCACAUGACCUCAUCCUCUACGCCAGGAACCAAAGCAACAUUACUUUCUGGUCCACCAAAUCCAAUGUUUCAAUCUCAUCAUCAUCCACACCUGAUCCUAAAUACAAAGCUCAGCUCUUAGAUACUGGAAACCUUGUUUUGGUUGAACGAGAGAGCCAAAAGGUAACUUGGCAAAGCUUUGAUUAUCUCACUCAUACAGUGCUUCCAUUCAUGAAACUUGGAAUAAACAAGCGGACAGGAUUCAACUGGUUCCUAACUUCCUGGAAAUCCGAAGAUGACCCGGGAACCGGGAGUUACACCUAUAAGAUUGAUCCAAAUGGAGCUCCUCAGAUGGUCUUGUACAAAGAUAAUGUUCGAUACUGGAGGACUGGUAGGUGGUGGUGGAGUGACAUACCGGUGGUGCUAACUACUUCUUUCUCCAAUUCUAGCUUUUUGAACAAUCAAGAUGAGGUUACUGUUACUUGGGGUCUUCUCAACUCAUCCAUCUCCACAAGAAUUGUGGUAGACUAUUCUGGAACGAUCCAACAAUUUAACUGGUAUGAACAAGACCUUGGAUGGAAUCAAAUCUGGUCUGGCCCCAUGGACAGAUGUGAUUAUUAUGGCAGGUGUGGAGCGUUUGGUUACUGUGACUCGGACAGUAUCAGCGUGUUUGAAUGCAAAUGCCUACCAGGGUUCCAACCCAAGUUGCCAGACGAAUGGAACAUGAGAAAUGCAUCUAGUGGCUGCGUGAGGAGGCUCGAGUCGUGCAAGAACGGGGAAGGUUUCAUCAAGUUGGUAAAAGUCAAGGUCCCUGAUACAUCGUGGGCACGGGUGGAUAUGAAUUUGAGUUCGAAAGCAUGUGAGCAGCAGUGCUUGAGGGAUUGCUCUUGUUUGGCAUACACCAUCAGCAGCAAUGCACCUAUAAUAGGGUGCAUGACAUGGUAUGGGAAGUUAGUAGAUACAAAGAAUUUUGCAGAUGGGGAUCAAGACUUAUACCUACGUGUAGAUGCACUUGAGUUAGCUGAGUACACAAAGAAGUCCAAGGGUUUUCUUGCCAAAAAAGGGAGGCUGCCAAUUUUGGUAGUGUCUAUUGCUAUGAUAUCCUUCUUCAUUUGCUUUGGAUGUUGGUGUGCAAAGAGGAAGAGAAAAAAAUAUCCCUGGGAAAGGAAGAAUGAUGAUGACAGUAGAACACAUCAAGACCUGACACUUUUUAACCUAAAAAGCAUAGUUGCUGCUACAAACAAUUUCUCUGCUGCUAACAAGCUGGGCGAAGGUGGAUUUGGCCCAGUCUAUAAGGGUCUAUUAGCUAAUGGACAAGAGGUGGCUGUGAAAAGACUAUCAAAGAAUUCGGGGCAAGGUCUAGAACAAUUUAAGAAUGAGGUUAUGUUGAUAGCAAAACUUCAGCACAGGAACCUGGUGAGGCUUUUUGGUUGCUGCAUUCAUACAAAAGAGAAGAUGUUGAUUUAUGAAUACUUGACAAACAAAAGCUUGGACUUCUUCAUAUUUGAUAAAAAGAGAAGCUCGUUGUUAGACUGGAAAACACGUUUUGAAAUUAUAUUUGGAAUCGCUCGAGGUGUCUUAUAUCUUCAUCAAGACUCGAGACUAAAAAUUAUCCACAGGGAUUUAAAAGCUAGCAAUGUCCUCUUGGAUUCUACUAUGAACCCAAAGAUCUCAGAUUUUGGAAUGGCUAAAAUGUUUGGCGAAGACCAAAUGCAAGCAAAAACCAACCGAGUGGUUGGAACAUAUGGAUACAUGUCACCAGAAUAUGCAAUGGAAGGGCGAUAUUCAGAAAAAUCAGAUGUUUUUAGCUUUGGUGUGUUACUGCUAGAGAUCAUUAGUGGCAAAAGGAACACUAGUUAUGAUAACCAAACUCCCUCCCCAAAUUUGAUUGGACAAAUUUGGGAUAUGUGGACAGAGGAGCAGGCAUUAGGUAUGGUUGAUCCAUCCUUGGGGGAGUCAUAUCCUGCUCAUGAGGUUUCAAGAUGCAUCCAGAUUGGGCUACUUUGCGUGCAAGAAAGUGCAUCAGAUAGGCCAACCAUGUCGGAAGUUAUUUUUAUGUUGGGUAAUGAAACAACUCUUCCCUCUCCCAAGAAACCUGCAUUUAUAUUACAAUCCAGCAAUCCAAACUCAAUAGCAUCAAAAGGAUCAACUCCUUCUCUAAAUGACGUAACGAUAACUAUGCUCGAAGCACGCUAA
Prunus persica (peach) is the source of this 5009-nucleotide messenger RNA. RefSeq lists its product as uncharacterized. The transcript has 14 exons. The record is from RefSeq and is a predicted model, not a curated record. NCBI's taxonomy places the organism in Eukaryota, Viridiplantae, Streptophyta, Magnoliopsida, Rosales, Rosaceae. Gene Ontology annotation, biological process: recognition of pollen; protein phosphorylation. Gene Ontology annotation, molecular function: protein kinase activity; ATP binding.